GAGAAAAAUGAGAGUAAUAGGUCUGACCGGUGGAAUUGCGACCGGCAAAAGCACUGUCUCCAAUCUCUUCAAAGCUAACGCCUUUCCCGUCGUCGAUGCUGACGUCAUCGCACGCGAUGUAUUGAAGAGAGGUAGUGGUGGUUGGAAAAAAGUCGUGGCAGCUUUUGGGGAUGAUGUAUUGCUUGAAAAUGGGGAAGUCGACCGCGUUAAGCUCGGCCACAUUGUAUUUACCGAUCCUUCAAAACGCCAGCUUCUUAAUAGGCUUCUUGCCCCUUACAUUUCAUUUGGUAUAUUUUGGGAAGUUUUCAAGCUGUGGAUGAAGGGUUGUAAGAUUAUCAUCCUUGACGUACCCUUGUUGUUUGAGGCCAAAAUUGAUCGUUGGACAAUGCCGGUAAUUGUUGUGUGGGUUGAUCCUGAAACUCAACUUCAACGUCUCAUGGCCAGGGACAGAACAUCUGCACAAGAUGCUCAGAACAGGAUAAACUCCCAGAUGCCUCUUGAUAUAAAAAGGUCAAAAGCAGACAUAGUGAUUGAUAAUAAUGGAUCUUUAGAGGACUUGCAUGAAAGUUUCAAGAAGGUAUUAGAUCAGGUUACCAAACCAUUAACAUGGACUGAGUUCUGGCUUUCAAGACAGGGUGCUAUAGUGGCUUUAGUAUCAAUAUUUUCAGGUGUUAUUGGAUGCAAGAAGAUGCUUGCACGAUUAUGAUUUUAGGUUCACUAAUGAUAUGUGAAGAUUGAGGAUGGAUUUUAUUGGAAGUUACUUUUUUUUAUCAAAAAAGUUUAGUACUUUAAAAUGAUUAAUUGGGGCCAUUUCUAUA
Erigeron canadensis is the source of this 818-nucleotide messenger RNA. RefSeq names its product dephospho-CoA kinase. Bases 8 to 706 code for a protein of 232 amino acids. The record is from RefSeq and is a predicted model, not a curated record. The transcript has 3 exons. Lineage: Eukaryota; Viridiplantae; Streptophyta; Magnoliopsida; Asterales; Asteraceae. Gene Ontology annotation, molecular function: ATP binding; dephospho-CoA kinase activity. Gene Ontology annotation, biological process: coenzyme A biosynthetic process.